Messenger RNA from Notechis scutatus (mainland tiger snake), 357 nucleotides. The record is from RefSeq and is a predicted model, not a curated record. Lineage: Eukaryota; Metazoa; Chordata; Lepidosauria; Squamata; Elapidae.
AUGACUGAGGAAAAAGCUAGACCUGACAUUCAAGGAAAGAUUCUCAUUGCUACUCAUUAUUUAGAUGGCAAACCUGUAGAUAUUGAACUUGGCCGCAUGAUCUUAUACUGUGAUCCAAGCCUUGCUGCUCAGGAGAACUGUUGUGAAUUAUCUGAACAUGUGCAUCCUUUGGAGAAAAACCUGAAAACUACUGCAGCAUCACCAUCAGUUGGUCACAUUGGUAAAAUACAAGCUCUUCCAAUAAUGGAAAAAAAUCCUGAAGAAAAAUGUUUUUGCUCUCAGAACAAGGGAGAAACAGGAUUGCCAGGCGUAGCCGGUUUGCCAGGCCAGAAGGGAGAAAAGAUGCUAAAAGAAUAA